This is a messenger RNA of Cotesia congregata, 480 nucleotides long. Lineage: Eukaryota; Metazoa; Arthropoda; Insecta; Hymenoptera; Braconidae. The record is from the annotation of a GenBank genome assembly.
UUUAUCAAUUUAAGACUGACUUAUACGGUUGCUGAACGCACAAUGUCGACCGCUGAUGAAGUUUAUGAGAGUUGGGAGGAAAUGGAGGCAUCUGGAGCACUCGACAAAAAGCUCAAUGCCUUACAAUUGAAUUCUUUAGAAGGUUUAGAAGACCGACAAUCCAGAGUUGCUGGAGUGAAUACAAACGGUAGAAUGAUAAUUUUAGGUGAUGAUGGUGUGAGAUCACAGUAUGUAUCUCCUAAACCGACAGUUAAAAUAUUAAAACGACCCAAAAGUGAUUUGCGAGGUGCUAGUGAUGCACGAAAAAGAAUCCUUGGUGAAGAAAAAAGUCCCGAAGAAAAGUUAGCCCAUGAAGUUAAUAAAAUUCAAUCGAAAUUAAUAAGUCCUAGUUCUUCCGUCAAUCAAAAUCAUAACCCAAGCCACAACCAGGUGAUUAGAAUGCCCAUUGGUCCUGACGGGACACGUGGAUUCAAUUCAAGG